AAGAAGAAGAAGAGAGCCCUCCCAAAGUUCAAGAGUAAAAAGAUGGAAGAAGAAAUCAAAAAGUUAAUCAAGAUAUGGCUAUCAAUCACAGCAUCACUUUGUUACUGUUACUUCAUACCUUCAAGAAUCCCCAAAGGCAAGUACAGACUCCUCUCUCUCCUCCCAAUCCUCUCUCUCUUCACCAUCCUCCCUCUCCACCUCACCUGCGUCUUCCCAAUCGCCGCCAUCACCGGCAUCACUUGGCUUGCAAAUUUGAAGCUCCUCCUCUUCUCCUUCGACCUGGGCCCCCUCUCAUCAAACCCACCAAAGUCCCUCCCUUUCUUCAUCACCUUUGCUUGUCUCCCCACUAGAAUCACCAACCAAAAUCACGAAUCCCAAAUCCCAACAAAACCCAGAAAUUUGGCUCUAAGUUUAGCCAUUGAAAUAGUGAUUCUUUCUCUGUUGAUGGGUGUUUUACAUGAUUACAGAGAAAGAUUAAUACAGCAUGGAAUUGUAUUGGUUCUUCUGUACUGUGUGGUAGUGUUUCUACUGGUUGAUAUUCUUUUUGCAUUUUCAAACGUCGGCGUCUUGCUGGGGCGGGAGAUCGAACCGCCGUCCGAUGAGCCUUACUUGGCAACAUCCCUCCAAGAUUUCUGGGGGAGGAGGUGGAACCUCACCGUAACGAAUAUCAUGCGACACACCGUGUAUAAACCUGUGUGGGCAGGCACGGUGGGGGUAUUGGGCAGACAGUGGGCCCAACUCUUGGGGGUAUUAUCGACUUUUCUCAUAUCGGGCUUAAUGCACGAGCUGUUGUUAUUUUACGUGAUGCAUGUGAGUCCCACGUGGGAAAUUACCGGGUUUUUCGUGCUUCACGGGGUGGGUGUCGCGGCGGAGAAGGGUGUGGAGAGGGCGUUGCCCGGUCGGUGGCAGUUGCACUGGGCAGUUUCGCGGCCGUUGACGGUCGGGUUCGUGGUGGCUACCAGUUUUUGGUUGUUUUUUCCACCACUGAUGAGGAAUAACGUGGAUGCGAGAGCCAUUUAUGAGUUCAAAAUGUUUAUGGACUUCAUGAAAAUGAAGCGAACUCAUAAAUUGAUGUCAUAAUAUGCCAAUUGGACGAUCGCUGUUAAGACUUAUGUGAAACAAAAGGUGAUGGACGAGGUUGAUGACGAUGAUGUGCCCCUAGUUUUCAGGCGCAGUAGCACCACUUCAAAG
This is a messenger RNA of Rhododendron vialii, 1191 nucleotides long. Its product is annotated as probable long-chain-alcohol O-fatty-acyltransferase 1. Bases 43 to 1080 code for a protein of 345 amino acids. Gene Ontology annotation, biological process: lipid metabolic process. Lineage: Eukaryota; Viridiplantae; Streptophyta; Magnoliopsida; Ericales; Ericaceae. The record is from RefSeq and is a predicted model, not a curated record. The transcript is spliced from 2 exons.